AUGUCCCUCCCUCAAUACCCCCCACCGGUGGAUUAUGCCGCGCAAACCAAUGGCUUCAGGGAUUUCUUGAAGGGCUUCAAGUCCUUCCAGUCAAGCUCGGAAGCGGCAGCGACCGAAGCUAUGCAAGACUUGAACAUCGACGGAGGCCGGACUAGUGAUGAAUAUGAUUUCAUGGAUGAUGCCGACGAGAUGGACGGGGCCACAACACGGGGAAGUAAGCGUCAAACCCCGAAGGUCAAGUACAUGCAGAUUCUGCAAGAUGUCGCAAAUCGCGAUACUGCUCACAUCCAAAUCGAUUUGGACGAUCUGGAAACCUUCGAAAAAUCUAUGCCCGAGGGGGAGGACCUCAAGCUAGUCCAAUCCAUCGAAAAGAACGCACACCACUAUGUUGACAUUAUUUCCUCCGUUGUUGACGAGCUUAUGCCUCAGUCAACGAAAGAGAUCACUUACAAGGACGAUGUGCUCGAUAUAAUCAUGUCUCAGCGCGAGAGGCGCAAUGAGGCAACGGAAGCAGCCCUAGAGGCUGACAUGGAAUCCGAUCCUGCUGGUCUUCCUACCUUCCCCGCGGAGCUUACUCGCAGAUAUACUCUCAACUUCAAGCCCCUCACGCCCUCGGGAUCCAGCAGCGACCGCGGCUCUAAAGCCCUUGCCGUCCGAAACGUUCGUGGUGAGCACCUCGGUAACUUGAUCACUGUCCGUGGUAUCACUACUCGUGUCUCCGACGUCAAGCCCGCGAUUCAGAUCAACGCCUAUACUUGCGAUCGUUGUGGAUGCGAGGUUUUCCAACCCGUCACCACCAAGCAAUAUCUUCCCUUGUCGGAGUGUCCUGCAGAGGAGUGCAAGAAAAACAACUCCAAGGGCCAGCUCUUCUUGUCAACCCGCGCCUCGAAGUUCACUCCUUUCCAAGAAGUCAAGAUUCAGGAAAUGGCCGACCAGGUCCCUGUGGGCCACAUCCCCCGCACCCUGACUGUCAACUGCCACGGUGCCCUCACUCGUCAGCUGAAUCCUGGUGAUGUUGUUGAUAUUGGUGGUGUCUUCCUGCCUACCCCAUACACUGGUUUCCGUGCUAUUCGUGCGGGCCUUCUUACCGACACAUUCCUCGAGGCUCACCACAUUACUCAACACAAGAAGUCUUAUAAUGACAUGGGCAUGGAUCGCAUCACGCUGCGCAAGAUUGAGCAGCACCAGCGUUCUGGUAACAUGUACGAGUACCUCUCACGGUCCAUUGCUCCUGAAAUUUAUGGACACCUCGAUGUCAAGAAAGCCCUGCUUUUGCUCCUGAUUGGUGGUGUCACAAAAGAGAUGGGUGAUGGUAUGCACAUUCGUGGUGACAUCAACAUCUGUUUGAUGGGUGACCCUGGUGUGGCUAAGUCUCAGCUUCUCCGAUACAUUACCAAGGUUGCUCCUCGUGGUGUUUACACCACUGGACGAGGAAGCAGUGGCGUCGGUCUUACUGCCGCUGUUAUGAGAGAUCCAGUCACCGACGAGAUGGUGUUGGAGGGUGGUGCUCUUGUCCUUGCUGACAACGGUAUCUGCUGUAUUGAUGAGUUUGACAAGAUGGAAGACGCAGACCGCACUGCCAUCCACGAAGUGAUGGAACAGCAGACCAUCUCUAUUUCCAAGGCCGGAAUCACGACUACUCUCAACGCACGAACCUCCAUUCUUGCUGCGGCUAACCCCUUGUAUGGUCGUUACAACCCUCGCGUGUCGCCAGUUGAGAACAUUAACUUGCCCGCCGCUUUGCUCUCCCGUUUCGAUGUCAUGUUCCUGCUUUUGGACACUCCUUCCCGUGAAGGCGAUGAGGAACUCGCCAACCACGUCACCUAUGUCCACAUGCACAACAAGCACCCUGAAAGCGAAGACGCAGGCAUCAUGUUCACCCCCCACGAGGUCCGUCAGUACAUCGCCAAGGCGCGAAGCUUCCGUCCGAUCGUCCCCAGCACUGUCUCCGACUACAUGGUCGGUGCUUAUGUGGCUAUGCGCAAGAGACAAAAGGUGGACGAGUCCAAGAAGCGCCAGUUCUCUCACGUCACUCCCCGUACCCUCCUUGGUAUCGUUCGUUUGUCCCAGGCCCUGGCUCGUCUUCGCUUCAGUGAUCAAGUUGUUCGCGAGGAUGUUGAUGAGGCUCUGCGCCUCAUUGAAGUCAGUAAGGCUUCUCUGUACAACGACGGCGAGCAGGGCGCAGACAACACCCCCUCGAGCAAGAUCUACAACCUGAUCCGCAGCAUGAAGGAGAGUGGUGCCGCUGCCAUCGGAGAUGGCGAGGAAGGAGAAAUGAGCAUGAGACGUAUUCGCGAGCGCGUCCUGGCUCGUGGCUUUACCGAGGAUAACCUCACUAUGACUAUUGAUGAGUAUGCCGAGAUGAACCUCUGGCAAGUUACUGGCAAUGGAACUCGUCUGCUCUUCACUGAGGUUGACAGCGAUAUGGAUAUGUAA
This is a messenger RNA of Penicillium olsonii, 2436 nucleotides long. NCBI's taxonomy places the organism in Eukaryota, Fungi, Ascomycota, Eurotiomycetes, Eurotiales, Aspergillaceae. The record is from the annotation of a GenBank genome assembly.